Molecule: messenger RNA, 1402 nt
Organism: Phragmites australis (common reed)
Lineage: Eukaryota; Viridiplantae; Streptophyta; Magnoliopsida; Poales; Poaceae
Exons: 6
Coding region: 211-1140 (309 amino acids)
Molecular function (GO): phosphatidylinositol transfer activity
Source: RefSeq, a predicted model, not a curated record
UUCUCGCCCUCCCGCCUCCCCCGGUCUCCGCCUCCUGCCCCCCACCAGUCCACCACCGCCCGCCCAGUCGCCCUCUCCUCUCCCAGCGCACUCCACCGACUGCUCCUCCGCCUUCCCUUCCCAAGAAUCGGGACGAGGCCUCGGUUGGUCCCUCUCCCUCAGGUUUUGCAGUUGCAUAUCUAGUAGAGCUGCCUCCUUCCAGUUACUGAAAUGUCCUUUUUAUUCAAGUCAAACAAUGCUGGUACAACUGAGAAAAACUUGACCCUAGAAGAACAGCAAGAAAGAAUAAAUGAAUUACGCAAGGAUCUUGGUGAACAUUCGUCAGUAGCCAUUCAAGAUUUCCUUGCAGAUGCCUCAUUAUCGAGAUUUCUUCGAGCAAGAAGCUGGAAUGUGCAGAAAGCUAGUAAAUUGCUGAAAGCAGCUGUGAAGUGGCGGCUAGCAUUCAAGCCAGAAACCAUUUGCUGGGAAGAUAUUUCACAAGAAGCAGAGACUGGAAAGAUUUAUAGGGCAGACUACAAGGACAAACAUGGAAGAACUGUUCUUGUAUUGAGGCCUGGUUUGGAGAACACUUCUUCAGCAACGGGGCAGAUUAAAUAUCUAGUUUACUCUCUGGAGAAAGCAAUUAUGAACCUGACAGAAGAUCAAGAGAAGAUGGUAUGGCUGACAGACUUCCAGUCCUGGACAUUGGGAAGCAUACCACUGAAGGUGACACGUGAGACUGUCAAUGUCUUGCAAGACUGUUAUCCUGAGAGGUUGGGGCUAGCUAUCCUUUACAAUCCUCCUAGGAUAUUUGAGUCCUUCUGGAAGAUAGUGAAGCCAUUCCUGGAUCAUGAGACCCGCAAGAAGGUGAAGUUUGUGUACUCCAAUGAUAAGGAGAGCCAGAAGAUAAUGGCGGACGUCUUCGACAUGGACAAGCUUGACUCGGUAUUCGGGGGAAAGAACCCGGCUGGCUUCGAAUACAACAGCUAUGCGGAGCAAAUGCAGGAGGACGACAAGAAGAUGGGAUCUUUGCACGGCUCCAAUGAGGCUAAUGGCGCAGACUCGGGUGCCUCGAGCGAGGCCUCCUUCUACAGUGGAACCGACUCUCCGAAACAUGGAGAUGGAGAACACAGCGUGCCUAAGACGGCUGAGUCUGAUUAACCCGCCUGCUCGAACUGAGAUCAAAUAGGUCGAGAUGCGAUUAUCUAACUGGAACGUUUGUCAGAACCUGUAGCACCAGUUUACAGGCUGGUUAGAACCCUCUCGAUGAUCACGUUGUUGGAUCUGCGAGAAGGAAUGUAUAUUUGCUGUCUAUGAUAUCAUAGAAAAUCAGGAAAAGUUUGGACCAUCAAUGGCGAUGCAUGAAAUGAAUAAUAGUAUAAAAUGGACAUCCGCUUUUCUGAGGUAUGGAUUUGGUUAUUUA